AUGGCGGCGGUCGCCGCGCUGCGGGCCGUCCUCAGCGCUCGGUUUUCGUGCACCGGCCGAGAGCGUGUUGGGUCGCAGGCCUCGUGGCGUCCCUGCCGAGGGAAGGAGGAAAAAGAAGUAGAAGCAGACAAAAUAAUUCAUCAAGAGAAAAGUGAACCCAGCCUGAUCUGCCCCCCACCACGCAGCAGAAACUACCUUCCUCCAGAGGAUAUACGGAGCUCCGUUGAGUCUCACGUCAAGGAGAUUUUUGGACCCUCACUUCCUGAUAAUUGGCAGCAGACACCACUCAAAGAAAACAGGUUGAAGUAUCGCCUUCUGGCUCAGCUGGCAGCAGAGCUUGGUCAUGCUGUCCCCAACUCACAGCUUCACCUGAUGUGCAGUGCUGAGGAUGUCUUGAAUUUCUAUAGCACUCCUGUGAAGGAUGUGUCCAAGUUUAAUGAACUGUGUGCUGCAGAGCUACCCCCAAACCUGAAGAUUAUCUGGGAGCAGUGA
Molecule: messenger RNA, 492 nt
Organism: Nipponia nippon (crested ibis)
Lineage: Eukaryota; Metazoa; Chordata; Aves; Pelecaniformes; Threskiornithidae
Source: RefSeq, a predicted model, not a curated record